AUGCAAUAGUAAAAUGGGAAGAUCACCGUGUUGCGAUGAGAGCGGGUGGUCGUCAAUAGCUGGUCAUCUUUCGGGAAGAACGGACAAUGAAAUAAAGAACUAUUGGAACACGCAUAUUAGAAAGAAACUUAUUCAGAUGGGGAUCGAUCCGGUGACCCACAGGCCGAGAACCGACCAUUUAAACGUUCUAGCCGCUCUACCACAACUUCUAGCUGCCGCAAAUUUCAAUAACCUCUUGUCUCUAAACCAAAAUAUACAACUGGAUGCAACAAGUAUUGCAAAAGCCCAAUUGUUACAGAGUAUGAUUCAAGUCCUCAACACCAACAACAAUACCUCUUCUUCUUCCUUUGACAUUCAUCACACCAACAAUAAUAUCUUUGGCCAAUCUUCUUUCCAACCAAAUAUUAGUGAAAAUCUUUAUGAUCCAAUCCCAAGCCUCUCUCACAUUGAUCAUCAGCCUCUGGAUUCAUUUUCUAGCCCGAUUCGAGUAGCUUCUCAUCAAGAUGGUCAAGAUAUGAUUCCUCCAUUGAUUUCGGUCUCUCCUGAUGAGUCUAAGCAAACCCAAAUGAUGAUCAAGAACAAGGGGAUUUUGAAUCAUAAUGAUCAUACUUCAAAUCCAUCAUCGACCUCAACAUUCACACAAGACCAUCAUCAACCAUGGUGUGACAUAAUUGAUGAUGAAGCAAGUGAUUCUUAUUGGAAAGAAAUCAUAGAGCAAACUUGUUCGGAGCCUUGGCCAUUUCGUGAUUAGAGACGAAAGAAAAAUAUUAGCAUUACUUUUUCUGUAGAUAUAGAUAUAUACAUGUGUAUUGUUAAUUAACUUUCAUACAGUCUGUGUUUUAUUUUUUCUUUCGUUUUUUGUCGACCAUGCAUUGAUACUGUACAAAACUUAUUGUCAUACAUUUGUAUUAUUUUUUCUGUAACUUUUAUUUAUUUUG
Messenger RNA from Thlaspi arvense, 938 nucleotides. The record is from the annotation of a GenBank genome assembly. NCBI's taxonomy places the organism in Eukaryota, Viridiplantae, Streptophyta, Magnoliopsida, Brassicales, Brassicaceae.